Molecule: messenger RNA, 448 nt
Organism: Prorocentrum cordatum
Lineage: Eukaryota; Dinophyceae; Prorocentrales; Prorocentraceae
Source: the annotation of a GenBank genome assembly
AUGAAGUUCGUCCCGUAUCGAGUUCCGACGCCCGAUGUCGACGUGACGGCCCUGGGCAAAGCCCUGGUGGACUACGUCGGGGCUGUGGGAGUCCGCCAGGCCUUCCUCGCCGGGCGCUACAAUACGCUCGACAAGAACAAGGCCGUCCACAGCCCGAGCCUCGUCGACUGCUCCGAGCUGGUGGCCGCUGGUGGGAUGCCAACUGGGCCGAGUUCGAGCGCCGCCUCAGGGAGCGGGAGGCUCGUGCGCAGCAGCAGGCUGAACGGGCCAUGGAGGCGGCGGCCCAGCGCGGCGAAGACCUGCUGGAUGCCUACAUGGAGGUCAUCACCUCCGAGGCGUUCGCAGGCCGCCGCCCCGAGGAGGAGGAGGAGGAGGAGGAGGAGGAGGAGGAGGAGGCGCGGCAGGCGGCGGCGGCGCCGAGGCAGCGGCCGCGGCUCGCGGCACCAAG